GUAGUUUUGAACUAGUGAAAGUCUGUUCUGAAAAGAGAAGCUCUUUAAAGAGCAGAAGUAUAAAAGCUAUAAAUAUAUCAUGAAACAGGCAGCACAACCACGUAGCAUUUUGAAUUACUAAACGGAGAAAGAUGAAGAAGAAGAGAAUGAGAAAAAAGAAAAACAUUUCAGUCAAAGCUCAUAAGAAGGGGAAGCAUAUUAUUAGGGCUAGGGAAAAAGCAGCACAAAACGUGAGUCCAGUUGUUGAGAAGUACUGGUUUCAAAGGUACAAUCUCUUCUCCAAAUACGACGAGGGUAUCACAAUGGACGAGGAAGGAUGGUAUUCCGUCACGCCCGAACAGAUUGCGAUUCGACACGCUCUGAGGUGUGUCGCUGCCACUGCCAAACCCAAUCCGGUUGUUAUCGAUUGCUUUGCUGGGGUUGGUGGCAAUGCCAUUCAGUUUGCUAGAAUGUGCUGUUAUGUUGUUGCCAUUGACAUUGAUCCUAAAAGACUUGAAUUGGCUAUUAACAAUGCCAAAAUUUAUGGGGUCCAACAUUGUAUCGAUUUCAUAGUUGGGGACUUCUUCCAACUCGCCCCGUCGUUGAAGGGGGACAUAGUGUUUUUAGCACCACCAUGGGGAGGUCCAUCAUACAAAAGUAUUGAAAAUUUUACACUUGAUUUUCUCAAGCCAAGAAAUGGGUAUGUGGUAGAUGUGUUUGUUUCCCAAACAUAAGCAGAUUAUAAAUUU
Messenger RNA from Quercus lobata, 728 nucleotides. Its product is annotated as trimethylguanosine synthase-like. The coding region runs from base 132 to 713 and encodes 193 amino acids. NCBI's taxonomy places the organism in Eukaryota, Viridiplantae, Streptophyta, Magnoliopsida, Fagales, Fagaceae. Gene Ontology annotation, molecular function: RNA cap trimethylguanosine synthase activity. Gene Ontology annotation, biological process: 7-methylguanosine cap hypermethylation. The transcript is spliced from 3 exons. The record is from RefSeq and is a predicted model, not a curated record. Gene Ontology annotation, cellular component: nucleus.